AUGUCUACAGAAAAUCUCGCCGCCGUCCUCGAAAAAGUAGGCACCGCCCUCAAACCCCUCGCCUUACCUAUCCCUUCUCCAGGUGAAAACGAACUCCUAAUCCGCAACCAUGCCAUCGCCGCCAACCCCGCAGACUGGAAACUCCGAGACUUUCCCAGCCAUCUCAACAACUUCCCUACCGUACUAGGCAGUGACGUCUGCGGCAUCGUGUCCGCCAUAGGACCCAAUGUGACAAAAUUCAAAGUCGGCGAUCGCGUCACUGGGUUUGCGCUCGUGAUCGCAAACAAUAAACCCGAACACGGGGCAUGGCAGACAUAUACGCUUUUACAGGAGAGUGCGACAAUAAGAAUUCCCGAGUUUGUAUCCUAUGAGGAUGGGGCCACUUUUCCGAUGGCGUUUGCGACGGUUGCUGUAGCAUAUUUUGAGAGGUUGGGGAUUGCUCGUCCUGUUUUAACUCUGGAUGUACAGCAGCAACAGCAACAGCAGCCUGGGAUGCUGGUUUGGGGCGCGUCGUCGUCUACGGGGACGGCAGCUGUGCAGCUAGCCAAAGCGCUGGGAAUCAAGGUCUUUGCGACUUCCAGCCCGAAGAAUCAUGAAUAUAUAAAGUCUCUAGGCGCAUAUGCAGUGGUCGACUAUCGUGAUCCGGACGUUGUCUCGAAGUUGGUCCAACUCGCGAAUGAGGCCGGCACGCCCCUCCAAUACGGGUUUGAUUCAAUCACCGAAGGGAACAGUUCUCUACUGUCUGCUAAUACUCUACUCGCAUCCGGUGGGCAAGGAAGUAAAUUAGCACUCACCGGACCCUGGCCUGCCGGCGAUGAGAAGCCUCCCACCGGUGUUGAAACUUCGAUGACAUUGGCCGCUUUUGCGUUUGUACAUCAUAUCGAGAUGGGAAGCUGGCUGUUUAAUGAGUACCUGCCAAAAGCUAUUGAACAGAAGAAGAUUGUUCCAGCGCCGCAGGUGAGGGUUGUAGAUGGUGGGAUUGAAGCAGCGCAGGAGGCGUUGGAUAUUGUCAAGGCUGGGGUUAGUGCGACGAAGAUUGUAGUCAAAGUUGGCUGA
Messenger RNA from Talaromyces marneffei, 1056 nucleotides. RefSeq lists its product as uncharacterized. The transcript has a single exon. NCBI's taxonomy places the organism in Eukaryota, Fungi, Ascomycota, Eurotiomycetes, Eurotiales, Trichocomaceae. Gene Ontology annotation, molecular function: oxidoreductase activity, acting on NAD(P)H. The record is from RefSeq and is a predicted model, not a curated record. Bases 1 to 1056 code for a protein of 351 amino acids.